ACAAAAAAACACCCGCCUCCCAGCUCCCAAGCUUACCUGGCACACCCUUGAAUAAUUCUAAGAAUUUAGCAUAUCACAGUAAUGUCAUGGGCUCAUCCCUGGAUAUAUUGGGAAACUAUUCUCAGUUGCUAAGUGUGGUACAGGCAAACACCCCUCCAGAUAGCCCUAGAGAAGCAGAGAGAGUUGGAAGCACACGGUAUUCAGAUGACAAGUGGGCCAGGAUCUCCAGUGUUGAUGUGGAAAAACCCACAUCUUUUACCUUAAACUGAAUAAGAGAUAGUUUAUUCUAGAGCCAAAUUUGAAUGACAAUGGCCUGGGAACACAGAUUGGAGUUACUCCAAAUUCUAUGUUCAAGUGUGGAGGCAAGCUUCACAAAGUUUUGUAGUUUGUAGAACAAAGAAAGUCAUCAUUGAGACAAUUUAAAAUAUAUUGUACACCAGAAAGGUGGUCACAGCAAGGUAGAGGGAUGUCUCCUGUAGGCCUCAGAUGCUAUCUGAUGACAUUCUUAGCUUUUGGAUAGGUGGAAUCUAGUGGUCUGCUAAAUUAAUAAGUUCCAAAAUAGGUUUUAUCUUAUUAACCACAGGAGGUAUGUUCUGACACAGGCGAGCAUGGAAUGGCUAUUCCAGGGGCUAAAGCUAGCCUUAGAGGGGAGUGGAGGGAUAACUCAGCAGUUAAAGACACUGGCUGCUUUUUCAGAGAACCAGGUUCAACUUCCAGCACUCAUGUGGCAGCUCACAGCUAUCUUUAUAAAAUUCCUGUUCCAAGGGAUUUGACACCCUCUUCUGACUGCUGCAUGUACUUGCUGCCUGAACACACUUACAAGCAAAACAAACAUAAAGUAAUAGUAAAUAUAAAAACAAAAAUGAGUCAAAGGUAAUGUGGUUAGCCCAUGCACCUACAGCAUCCCAGCUUUCCAUCAGUCUUUGUGAUAACUGCUGCUUUCUAGGAGUUACUACACCAAGGACCAUUUCCUGUUGAGUGUUAGAUUCCCCUUCUCUUUAUUUGAGAGUUUUCUAUUUUGACCCUUUUUAUCUCUUACCUUAAGAUAGUAUCUUCACCUCUCAUUAGAUUUGCAUGUAUAUCUUCAGACCAUUGGAACAACCUUUUGCCUCCUCCUUUAUCAAAAAGGUCUUCAACCCUUCUUUUGAAAUUUACCUCACUCGUUUACACUUUAAACAGAGAAGGAGGUUUUAGUUUGUUUUCCCUCUCUACCUGUAAGGGCUUUCCCCAGGCCUAUUCCUUGACUCACUCUGGUGACCAUGGUCUAAAACCCUCAUAUUAAUAGGUAUUGUUAGGUACCUGGAAAGGCAAGGCUUUGUUUGAUAAGAUUCCAUUACUGAAGUUUUCUCUCUCUGUAUGCAAUGUGGUGUAGUCAAGAAACUGUCAACAGGUUCACUCCAUUAUUGUCAGGGGCAAAGAAAAGCAGAGGGAAAAAGUGGGGAGUCGCCAGGGCUAUGGGAGCAGAGAAGAUAGCAAUAUUGAUGGAAGAGUCUGCCAGUUAUAAGGGGUUAUGGUGUGGUGAGAGGAGGGCAGGUUAGCUGGAACAGCCUAGAACUAGUGUGGAGCUCUUAUCUGUUGGAAGUCUGUUAAUAGAGAACCAGAUGUCCUCUCUGGAGACUUGGGGACUAUAGGAAUGGGUACAAAGUAAUGGCUUUUUCUGGCAAACAAACCCACUUUACAAGGUUUUUGAGGAGUGCCGAAUGUUUACCAGGUCGAAGUCCUGCCUUAGCUAAGUCAUUUAGUGGGAUUGGGACCUGAAGACAUGUGAGGGAAAAGAUAUCACAAGUGUAGGGAUUGUGGGUAUCCUGCAUGGUACCCCAGGAAUCCACACUGUAGCUUGUCUCCAUUGAACAAUUUUUACCUGGGGUGGACAUCAAUGCCCAGUAUCAUUCUCAGCAGCAAAGGAUACUUUGUUUCCCCAUUUGCUAGAUGGUUGCUCUAGCCUUUUCGAAAACCCCUACUUAGAAAACCUUAUUCAUAUGGUAGGAUGAGAAACCUAUACUUGAAGAUGCAGUUUGAAGGCAGUUGAAUUAAACUUCAUAUAAUCCUUUUUUUUUUUUGGUUCUUUUUUUCGGAGCUGGGGACCGAACCCAGGGCCUUGCGCUUCCUAGGUAAGUGCUCUACCACUGAGCUAAAUCCCCAACCCCAUAUAAUCCUUUAGGGCUCGGCCCACCUGAUACAUCCAGUCUUCUAAUUGGCCUUGCAUACACAACAGGGAAAAUCAGAAUGAGAGGAUGGCCCUAAACCACUGAAUGCCAUGAGCCUGCGGUGGGAUGGCAGGCCUGUCUUACCAUACCUGGUUUAUAUGGUGUGAGGAUGGAUAGGUGGAAUGAAGGACUUCAUACAUGCCCGGCUGGCACUCUACCAAUUGACUUAUAUCCCCAGCUCUAGCUUUCACUCUGCUAAGCCAGUAAAGUAGUGAUUAAGAUGUGUCACCAUCUCAGCAUUGUUCUAAGACUAGGGCAUGUUCCAGAUCACUUGGACUCAUUCUGACUGGUCUUCAACUACCACAUAGCCUCUAGUAUUUUCACAGGUCGCCCGCUGCUGUCAUCUGUCCUGGAUUGUAUUGUGACUGCCUUGCCAAUCAGAUUAACAGGUUUCUGAGGAGGGCAGGGUUUUAAUACCCAUUCAUUUUCAUGUCCCAUAUUUAAAAAAAAAAAACAAACAAAAAACGAGUGGUUUGUGGAACUUGGAGGAGAGGGAGUAUGCAGUAUAAAAGACCCUGCUGUGGGAAGGGAGAAUGUUAGAAUGUUGAUCAAGGGUAAAUCAUUUUUUUUAAAGACAGUUUUAAGAUUUAUUUAUUUAUUAUAUAUAAGUACACUGUAGCUGUCCUCAGACACACCAGAAGAGGGCAUCAGCUCUCAUUACAGAUGGUUGUGAACCACCGUGUGGUUGGUGGGAAUUGAACUCAGGACCUCUGGAAGAGCAGUCAGUGAUCUUAACCGCUGAGCCAUCUCUCCAGCCCCCUCAAGGUUAAAUCUUAAAGCUGGAUCUGGAUCUUGCUCAGGGAGUGUUUAAAAGGCUAUUCUACAGCAGAAGUUUAAACCGGGAGAGAUUUUGCCUCCCAGGUUGCAUUUGGCAUUGUCUCAAGACAUUGUUUUUAAAGUCAUUGGUGGUAUGUGGUGUGGUGUGGUGUGGUGUGGUGUGGUGUGGUGUGGUGUGGUGUGGUGUGGUGUGGUGCUCUUGAGGUAAAGCAUCCCAUCUUGGAGGGAAGCUCACUAAGAGCAGAAUGUGCUAAAGAGAGGGAAACAUUUAACUUCCUCUAGGGAAGUUUGUUAAAAUUCAGGAAGCUGGCACUAGAGAGAUGGCUCAGCUCUUAAGAGAAGGCACUGCUUUUCGGCAAGGACCCCAGUUCAGUCCCCAGCACCCAGGUCAGUAGGCUCCAGCUGACUGGCUAUAGCUCAAGCUCCAUGGGAUCCAAUGAUUCUGGCCUCCACAGCACCCAUGUGAACAUAUCCUCUCCUUCCAUAAUUUUAAAAUAAAUCUUAGAAAAAAAUUGCAAGAAAUAAACUCAGUAGCUUCAAGAAGUACCAGAAACUGACCAAAUGCACCAGGCCUCUCCAGUCCCCCAUGUACAAGAAAGAUACUGAGACCAACCUAGCUGCCCAGAAGAGACAGAGGCCUCAGAGCUGACUGUAAAUUAUGCAGAGAGAGCGCUCUGUCACCCAGGCUGAGGUGGGCUUUGGUGAUGUAGCUCCCUUGGAGUCUUAUGAGUAACCUCUCAUCCAUUUUCCUGUAAGCAACCCCGAUGAACUUGUUGGUUCACCAAGUUGGACUUUGGUGGUUCAUUUCCACUCUUGGGUGAGCGGACAUUCAUUCCAGUUUACCAAGGGAAAGUAUGACGAAGCACUGCUUUUGUUUGUAACCCAAGUUCAGUUACUGGCACCCCUGUCAGGUGGCUUAUAACCCUAUAACUUCUAUUUCCAAGGCAUCUGACGUCCUCCACUGUCUCCCACAUGUAUGUAAGUCAUGUGCCUGGUCAUGUACACCUUUAACCCCAGCAUUUGGGAGGCAGAGACAGGUGCCUCUCUGAAUUUGGGACCAGUCUGGUUUAUAUAGUGAGUUCCAGGGCAGGCAGGGCUCCAAAUAGUCAGAAAACUAAUAAUCAUAAUUUAGAAUUUUUAAAGAUUUAUAAUUUGUGUGUGUGUGUGUAUGUAUGUAUGUAUGUAUGUAUGUAUGUAUGUAUGUACCUGAAGAGGCCAGAAGAGAACAUUGGAUACCUUCAAACUGGAGUGACAGAUUGUCAGCCACCAUGUAACUUCUCAAAAAACAGCAAGUAGUCUUAACAGCUAAGCCAUUUCUCUAGAUCUCAUUUAUUUACUUUUUUGUUAUGUAUGUAUGUAUGUAUGUAUGUAUGUAUGUAUGUAUGUAUGUAUAUGUAUGUAUGUGUGUAUGUAUGUGUUUGUGUGUAUAUGUAUGUAUGUGUGUAUGUAUGUGUUUGUGUGUAUAUGUAUGUAUGUGUGUAUGUAUGUGUUUGUGUGUAUAUGUAUGUAUGUGUGUGUAUGUAUGUGUGUUUGUGUGUGUAUGUAUGUGUGUAUGUAUGUGUGUGUAUGUAUGUAUGUGUGUGUAUGUAUGUUUGUGUGUAUGUAUGUAUGUGUGUGUUUGUGUGUGUGUAUGUAUGUGUGUGUAUGUAUGUAUGUGUGUAUAUGUGUGUAUGUAUGUGUUUGUAUGUAUGUAUGUAUGUAUGUAUGUAUGUAUGUAUGUAUGUGGGCUUAUUAUGGAGAUCAGAGGAUAGAGUUGGUUCUUUUACCAUAUGAGUUUCGGGAUCAAAUUCUAGUUGUCAUGGUGGACAGCAAGCAUCUUUAUCUAAUGAACCGUAUGACUAGCCCAAGCCAUUGUUGGUUGACUUUUCGGACAGAGGUUGCUACUGAUAACUUGUGGGUAGAACCUAGAGAUACACUUUUCAUUUCACUUUUCACAAGAUGGCUUCUACCACACCAGUCCAUAAUAUCAGGGGUGCGCACAGUGACUAACUGCUGUGGGAGCUGGAGAGACAGCUCAGAGGCUAAGAGGACACACCAGUCUCAUUGAGGAUCUAAGUUUUGUUCGCAGCACGUACAUCAAAUGGCUCACAGUCACCUGUAACUCCUGUAGUUCAGGAGGAUCAGAUGCUCUUUCUGACACACAUGUGCACACACAGAGGCCCAUGCACAAAUCUCCAGAGUUUAGGGUCCUUAGGGUUGCUUUUCUUAAGGUCUGGAGAGCUGGCUCAGCAGUUAAGAGAGCUUGCUGCUUGUUUGUUGUGAAGCAGUUUCCUCUGAAAUAAAGCUUUCCAUCUUGGAGGGGUUAGGAAACAGCAUGUACUAAAGGGAGGUGAAACAUCCCACCCUGCAAGGAAGCUCAUUAAAACCCAGGAAGCAAGGACUGGAGAACCUGCUUGGCUGCUAAAAGAAGAUACUGCUCCUGGUGGGGCCCAAGUCCAGUUUUCCCUGGCACUGGCGCCCAUGAGCAAAAACCCACACCGUAAGUAAACAAUACCAAGUCUCCAGGACGUCCUGGAAACUCACCAGAUGCACCAGGUCUCUUUCUCCCCCUUCCUUAAGGAUGGCCAAGGGACGCUCAAAUCAGCCAAGCUGCUUGGAAAAGACGCCCUGUGGCUUGUCACGCUGCCUUCGGAUUUCGAGCUCCAGGUUUCCAGGUUGUAUGAGCUGGGGCCCAUACUUGGGUGGACUUCUGGUGUUAGUCGAGAAGCAAUCGUACGUAUGUCCAUGACUGGGCCGUGCUAUUAUGUGUGCGAUCCCUUUCCCAGUGAGGCCAGACUCCUGCUCUUUCCCAGCUCUUCAUUAGGCCAAGGGAGCAAGAGGUGAGAGGCAGUAUCCAGGACUCCGUGUGAUCUAAUCCAGGCUUAAGAAGGCCCUCUUUUCAAUGAACUGGGACUCUAAAUAACGCACUAUAGUCAGUCCAAGGUCCCAGAAAGUAAGGGCAAACUAAAGGGAAGCUGUGAAACCCCUUCAAAAGAUACUGUAUAACUAGAAAUUCUGGGGUCUGCAGAUGAGGCUCAGUUGGUAGAGUGCUUGCCUAGGAUACCUGACGCCUUGAGUUUGAUUUCCAGCACUGCAUAAAACUAGGUAUGAUGGCACACAUUCAUAAUCCCGGCUCUAAGGAGGCAGGAGGAUCAGGAAUUCAAGGCCAUACUGGGAUACGUGAGACCCUGUCUCAAAACACAAAAAGUACAGAGAUGAAAAGGUAGGUCACUGGUUAAGAACGUGGUGGUUUACAACUGUCUGUAACUACAGUUCAGGGAAUCCGAUGCCCUCUUCUACCCUCUGUGGGCAUCAGGUAUACACAUGGUGCAUAGACAUAUAUACAAACAAUACACAUACAAGAGUGGUCUCCUCAAGGCUGUGCAACAGGUCCUUAAAGGCACUCCACUUCCUAAAACACAGUUCCGUUCUGCACCUCCUUUGCUGCUUCCCGCUUUGUUCUGUAACCACAUCUUUAGAGCCUUAUUUCCUUGGUGGAGAAGGAAGCUGCUCUUCCCGUGGGCUCCCCUCUGCAAGGACCACUCUGGGCAGACACCAUCUAAACAGCCCCCCUAUAACACGGACUAUCUGUAUGACUCGCUUCUCUCUGUUCCAAAGUACAGACAUCCUAGGUAAUCGACUUUCCCUUUUCCUCCCAUCAGCCCUGCAGUGCAGAUGCCCCAGGUGAUCUCUUCUCUAUACAGGUAUACCUGCCAACCCACUUCUCUUUAGAAAGUGUAAAUGGGUAACCUACUUCUCUCCAUGGUGUAGACAUCCCUGACGAACCCCCAUUUGCUCCUUUGCAAUGUAGACAUCUGGGUAACUCACUGCUUUCUUUUCUGCAGUGCAGACAUUCUGGUGUGCCCCCCGCCCCAACCCCUUUCACUGUGUAGACAUCCUGGGCUACCACUUCUCUCCCUGCAAGGCCUGUCAGGAUGUGCACUUCUGGAUGCACAACACACUACCCUCUGCCCCUCCAGAUUGGGCACUGCCAUGGAGUCUGAAGUGCUGCUAUAAGGAUUUAGAGGCAGAGUACUUUGGUGGUCUGGGCCUAGGUAUGCUGCAAAGAUCACACCAUGACACAGAUCUCACACGAGAUUUAUUGAUGGGAGUGGGGGAAGUAAAAGGUUAUCUAGGAGUGGGGAUGUGACAAGAGUCAGAGAAAGAGCAGCAGACAGACCAGGAGCUAGAGCUGGCUGUGAUGGCAGGGGACCUUUUAAAUGGCUGGUGACUAGCAAUGAUGCAGGUGUUAGCACUGAGUUCUGAGGAAAGGCAGUGUGUGUGGGUGUGCCUGCGUUCUAACAUUCCUCCAUUUUGUCUAUUAUAAAAGGUGAGGACAUAGGAAGAGUUGACCGGGUAAGGCACGAUGCUGCUUUUUAGACCGUGUCCUACUUUCUGAGAGUGUCGACAUCUUUGGGGACCUAAGAAAGGUGGGAUGCUGGCCAAAUCCUGGAAGAGCAGGCUGUUUUCCUCAUUGUUCUGGCUCUGUGGGACGAUCUGUGCCUAUUACAGUGCAGACCUAGUUGAAGCAGUCUGUGAGGAUGGACCACCUGGGCUAACCUCUUUGAAGCUACCCAGGAUUUAGAUUUUGAGGGAACAUCUAGACCUGGCAGGAUGCUGAAACAGAUAUCUAUAUCUCUAUCUCUAUCUCUAUCUAUCUAUAUCUAUAUCUAUAUACCUUUAUACCUAUAUACCUAUAUACCUAUAUAUAUAUAAUCUCUCUCUCUCUCUCUCUCUCUCUCUCUCUCUCUCUCACACACACACACACACACAUAUAUAUACAUAUAUACAUAUAUAUAUGUAUAUAUAUGGCGGAAGACAAAGUUAAGGAGUUUAGGGGAAUUUUUUUUCUUACUUUUAGGCCCAUGCUCCUGGUGGUAGAGGAAGAGAGUUCCCAAGCCAGGAAGAGGGGGAUCCAACCCUCGGGGAUAAGUGAAAUAGGCAGGUGGAGGAACAAUCUACUGAUUGGCAGCACUUAUCUGGAGUUGGUUUGACCCAUGCGAGGCAAAUUCAAACUGAGUUCCUAAAGCUUAAAAGAAAAAAGGUGGGUUCUAGCUAUAUUAUUAGCUUUACCAUCAUUUGUAACCUGCACUGAAAUCAACGUCUUGAGAAAGGAAGUAGACUCGGCACCUUUGUAUCAUAGUAGAAGCGUGGGAAGUGCUUCUGGUUUAAAGCAUGAACAUUCUUUAAGAUGAGUUCAGGGAAGACAGACUCCUCCUGUGGAAUAGAAGGCUCAAAGCUCACUUGACCUUGAUUUUCAGUAUGUGUAGAGACCAUGAAAGUGGGGUCUUUCCCCUCUAUCCAGAAGACUGAAUGUAUAUAGAUUAGAUAAAUAUUUUUAGCACAACGAGACUUACUUUUAAGUCUAUAUUUAGAAGAAAGCCAAAGGAAAUCUAAAAUCUUGGGUUUGUGACUAUGCUAAUAGUAGCAGUGCUUUACCAGAGCUAGAUGAAAGCUUACAGCAUAGUUUUAAAAGAUUUUUUUUGAGAGCAGAGCUCAGAGAAAUCAUAGAGAUUAAAGAUCUAUGAGGGGAAAGUAGAACCUUAGAGACGAGACUUUGGGAUCAUUUGUGUGGUGGCAGAAGUUGUUACAAUCUGUGAGAAUUUGGAAAUCAAGCAUGCCACUAUUUUGCCGUUGGUCUGUACAGAGGCCAACUGUCUAUGGCAGAACAGAGGGAGUCACAAAGCAGAACACUGAGCAGGUGUGUUCCUAUAAGCUCCAAGAAGGAGCAGGGAGUUGAAGCUGAGGGACUGCGGGCCGGAGCCAGAGAUAACCAGGAGCGAGCAGGAGAGAAGGUAGCCAUAGGGAGCUUAGGGGGUUAUGUUUGCAUCAGACGCUCCAGAGAGAAAAGGUUUGCGCCGGGUGUGUGCACUCUGUAUCUGGCCUGCUCCUUUGCUUCCCGACGCCAGGUUCUGCUAGGUCUGGCUCCUGUUCCCACUUUGAACAAAUUUACAGAUCCACCAGCCUUAAUGUAAAGAUAAGACAUUUACACAGUGGUGGGGGUGGGAGUGGGGGGCCAAUCAAAAACAAACAGCACUUGAAGCAGAGAAAAAAAGAAAUAGGGAAAUAGGGAAUGCGUUGUUUUUUUUUUUUUUUCUGUUCCAAUUGCUUGGUUGGUCCAUUUGGAUUGAUUGUCUAAGGGAUAUUGAAGCCAUUUUCAACCUCAAAGGCAGAUAAGCUUAGAGGCUCUGGUGGUUUGAAUAUGCUUGGCACUAUUAGGAAGGGUGGCCUUCUUGGAGGAAGUGCAUCACUAUGGGCAUGGACUUUGAGGUCCUGUGCUUAAAUUCUGCCCAAGGAAGAAGAGCCCCUCCUCCUACUGCCUUUGGAAGAAAGUCCACAUCUGGAUGCCUUCAGAUCGACAUAUAGAACUCUUGGCUCCUCCAGUACCACAUGUGCCUGCACGCUGCCAUGCUUCCCACCGAGAUGAUAAUGGAUUGAAACUCUGAAACUGUAAGCCUGCCCCCAUUAAAUGUUGUCCUUUAUAAGGAUCACCGUGCUCAUGGUGUCUGUUCAUAACAAUGAAACCCUAAUUAAGACAGAGGCCCUUAAGUCGAGUGCUAAGUGGAGCAGUUGGAGGUUCUCCAAGAGGCAUCCCCCAGGAGGAACCAGGAGAUAAAGAUGGCCUAGUUCCCAGAGGUGAGGUAGAGGAGGAGUUCUGAGGCCUGAAGUCCAAGGUUUUUUUCAAGCACAUGGGACUGAAUGAAGAGGGCACAAGACAAACAGUAGGUUGUCACCUUGUGGGUUGGGAACCAGGACCCAAGGAGACAUGGUAACUGAUACCUGACUUUUGAAUGAAGCCAGAAGGUGAAAACUAUGCUCAAGAUCUAAGUCUCACCCAAAGGAAAGGGUGAGAGGUGGGUACCUCUGCCUCCAAGAGUACCAGAGAAUCAGGGAAGCAUUUAAGCCAACUGAGAGGAUCCAUUCACCAGUUGCUGUUGAUAGAUGGAAGGCCAAAGGAUUGGUGGACCAGAAGGUGGAUCUGUUGCAGGUGGAGUGACCUGUAUGGCACCAGUGUUAGGAUUUAGUGGCAGAGUACCUUGGUAUGUCAGGGCCAAGGUAUGCUGCAAAGAUCAUCACACCAUGCAACAGAUUUCAUGCAAAGGAUUUAUUGGAGGUGUAGGGAGCAAAAAGACUGUCUCAGUGAGUGAGUGAGUGUGUGUGUGUGUGUGUGUGUGUGUGUGUGUGUGUGUGUGAGAGAGAGAGAGAGAGAGAGAGAGAGAGAGAGAGACAGAGACAGAGAGAGACAGAGACAGAGACAGAGAGAUAGAGAGAGUCAGACAGAGACAGAGAGAGACCAGAGAAGGAGUGCUGGGAGACAGAAGUCUGACUGUGAUGUUAGGGGACCUUUUAAAAGGGUUGAAAGCUAGAUUAGUGAUGAUGUAGCUACUAGUGCUGAGGGCAGGCCGGGUGAUCAUGCUGGAUGUAAUGGUUGUGGACUAAGGCAUCUGCUGCUGAUGCCACACACCAUACGCAGACAGGUAGUAGGCUUGGAGCUGGCAUUCACUGUGGUGGUCUAUACAGAUCUCUUUAGAGGCUGAGUGAUGGAUAUGGCUGCCUGCAGCGUGGUGGGCAUGUGCUCACGUUCAUUGGGAUUGGAAAAGACCCCCAGUGCCUGAUUUAAAGAGUGGAGUCCAUUAAGACAUAGACUGUGGCUUUCCGCGGCCCACCACCUUCGAGUUGUAUCUCCACCGCCGAGGGGCCGGGGAGCGCAUCCCGUCCCCGCCCCCCACCCACGCCGCCACCGCCGCCACCCUUGCCACUGCUCACUCACUCUGAGUCCCUGGCCUCGCUGCCUGAGGUGGGGGCGCUGCGGGCACGUGUGCGCCGGCCGCCUUCCCGUUGCCGCCCGCGUUCUUGCCGUCCGGGCAUACGUCGACGCGCGCCUGCAUCGGCUCCGGACGCUUGCGAUUUUAGUGGGACCUAACUUGGAGGCCUAUGGUGCAAGUAUCAGGAUUACUUUUGCCCCCAAGGCUAAUUGCAGAUCUCCUCAUGUUGAACUACGGGAUUCCAUAGAGAAUGAGACUCUCAUCCUUUUUCCAUCAGUGAGCCACUCUUCCCAGCUUUCUCCCACCAUCCACUGACCUCAUGUCUACCAUACUCCUGAAUUUGGACUUUGGGGAACCUUCGAAAAAGGCAUUUGGAGGAAAUGCCAAACAUCAACGUUUUGUCAAGAAGCGAAGGUUCUUGGAACAGAAAGGAUUUCUGAGUAAAAAGAACCAACCCCCUAGCAAGGUGUCUAAAUUAAACUCAGAACCUCCAAAGAAAGGGGAAACUUCAAGAGUAGAUAGCAUUUCGAAGAUCCUUUCAUGCCUAAAGAAGAAAAAAGAGGCAGCUGCCUCCAAGAGGGACUCAGAGCAGUCCAAAGACAAGAAAGCAUCGUCAUGGCUGACCCCUGCUCCUUCAAAGAAGACUGAUUCUGUUGUGGCUAAAAUAGAUUUGCUUGGGGAGUUUCAGAGUGCCCUUCCAAAGCCUAAGAGACGCACCCAGAAGAAGGGCUCCAAGAAGCCCUUGAAAAAGAAAAUUGCUACAGAAAACUCCACCCAAGCUCAGUCAAAGGAUAAAGGCUCCAACAAGAAGCCCUUGAAGAAAAAUGCUGUACAGAACUCCACCCAAGCUCAACCAGAGGAUAAGUGCCCUAAAGUCCCUCAAAGCUUGCCAAGGAAGAUGGUGGCAAUAGACUGUGAAAUGGUGGGCACCGGACCCAAGGGGCGUGUGAGUUCCUUGGCUCGCUGCAGCAUCGUGAAUUACAAUGGAGAUGUGCUUUAUGAUGAGUACAUCCGCCCCCCCUGCUAUAUCGUGGACUACCGGACCAGGUGGAGUGGCAUCCGGAAGUGCCACAUGGUUAAUGCUACCCCGUUUAAGACUGCUCGGAGUCAGAUCUUGAAGAUACUCUCAGGGAAGGUAGUGGUAGGGCAUGCCAUUCACAAUGACUACAAAGCCCUACAGUACUUUCAUCCCAAGUCCCUCACUCGAGACACUUCCCAAAUACCACUCCUCAACCGGAAGGCUGACUGCCCAGAAAAUGUCACUUUGUCACUGAAGCGUCUCACCAAGAAGCUGCUGAGUCGGGACAUCCAGACUGGACUAAGUGGACAUUCCUCGGUAGAAGAUGCCCAGGCCACAUUGGAGCUGUACAAGUUGGUUGAAGUUGAAUGGGAGCAGCAUCUGGCCCAGAAUCCUCCAGAAAAUUAGCAGUCCCAGGGAGACACAUGCAGUAGACCAACCCACAGUUCUGCCAGCUUCUCACCUGUAGAAGCCGGAAUCAUUGGGGAGAGGAGCUUGACCAGAGACUUAAUACCCAUUGAAAUUUCAUCUCAGCUAUUGUGGUUACUGUGUGUUAAGUGUCUCAUGGAGGAGGAAAGCCUUCAUGUUAAAAUCCACCUCUAGGUCAGGCAGGACGCCCAGGCUUGUAAUCUCAGAUACUUGGGAGGCCGAGGUUAUAGAUUUAAGGUCUGCCUGGACUACAGAAUUAGUUCUAGGCCAGUGAGACCCUGUCCUAACAUAAGAAGAGGGCCAGGAGUAAAGCCCGGUGCUAGAACACUUACCUAGCACAUAAACCACUAGAUACAGUCUCCAGUGUGGGGUGGGGGAUAGUAGAAGGAAUGGGACCGCAACUGUUUACUUCUUUAGUGGUGCUAACCACAUGUCACAGUGCUUGUGCUAGUCAGCCUUGACUUUGAGGGAGCAAGGCACACCAGGGAAUACUGUUUCCCACCUACCUUAUCUACGGGAUACAUAUCAUAGAUCUGUCUCCUUUUGUGGGGAGUGGGUUAAAGGAGUAGCUGAGUUGCCAAGGUUGACCUCAAACACUUGGCCUUAAAUGACUUCUUCCUCAGCCUCACAAGUAGCUGGGACCACAGGUGUGUGUUCACUGCUGUGCCUGGUUCUGUUAAUUUAUGAGGUUUUUUUUGUUCUAAAGUACUUAACAGUAUCUUUUCACUUUCAGACGAGUCCUGAUUGGAGCUAGGUGUGAUGGUCUGUAAUCUCAGGAUUUUGAGGCCAAGACAGGAAGAUCAAGAGUUUAAGACCAGUCUGAGUACAUAGAAAAGCUCUGGUUCAUAGAAGUAGAAAAAGAGAAGGAAAGGAUUGUGUGGUUGCUUGCUGAAUUUUAAUUUACGUUCUACUUAGUUUAAAAAGAAUUUAUAUAGUUUUAAUAGUCUUUCAGUCUUUUACCUUGCAAAUGCAGCCUCUUAAUUCAUAUAAUUCUUAUGAAUUUUUAUAAUAGAAUACUGGUGAUUUUUUUUACAUAAAAAGAUGUAUUUUUUAUUUAAAAAAAAAGACAUAGACUGUGUAGGCUGGAGAGAUGGAUCAGUGGUUAAGAGCACUGUGUGCUCUUACAGAGGCCCUGAGGUCAAUUCCCAGCAACCACAUGGUGGCUCACAACCAUCUGUAAUGAGAUCUGGUGCCCUCUUCUGGUGUAUCUGAAAACAGCUACAAUGUACUCAUAUAUAAUAAAUGAAUAAAUCUAAAAAAAUUUUAAAAAAA
This is a messenger RNA of Rattus norvegicus (Norway rat), 13448 nucleotides long. The record is from RefSeq and is a predicted model, not a curated record. NCBI's taxonomy places the organism in Eukaryota, Metazoa, Chordata, Mammalia, Rodentia, Muridae.